UUUGAGGCACUUUGAGCCCUCUCUCACGACUUGAGGAGCAACUUCCUCAGCCACACGCGGAUUUGUAAUACCACGGAAUCCAAACUGGUUCACAUGUCUUGAUCGGCAACCUUUCUCCGUAGGAUUUUUACAAGAAGAAGAAGAAGAACAGAAGAACGAUGGUUCAAAGGCUCACGUUAAGGCGGCGGCUUAGUUAUAACACAGCCAGCAACCAGAGACGAAUUGUCCGUACCCCCGGCGGCCGACUGGUUUACCAAUAUGUAAAGAAGCCCAGGAAGGUCCCCAAGUGUGGGAACUGCAAGGUGACACUCCGUGGUAUUGCGCCUGCAAGAUCUCGCGAAAGGUCACGACAAUCCAGACGGUUGAAAAUGGUCAAGCGAGCCUAUGGAGGUGUCCUUUGCCACAAAUGCGUGAAAGAGCGCAUCGUUCGAGCCUUCCUCAUAGAAGAACAGAAGAUCGUCGUUAAGUUGAUGAAGUCUCAGUCCCCCAAAGGAAAGGCAAAGGUCGCUGCUAAGUGAUGGGAUUAAGUUUGUAUAACUUUUAAUGUUGAAAUAAAUUUAAAACACAAAGUUGUAAGUUA
Folsomia candida is the source of this 580-nucleotide messenger RNA. RefSeq names its product 60S ribosomal protein L34. The record is from RefSeq and is a predicted model, not a curated record. Bases 159 to 518 code for a protein of 119 amino acids. Gene Ontology annotation, molecular function: structural constituent of ribosome. Gene Ontology annotation, cellular component: ribosome. The transcript is spliced from 4 exons. NCBI's taxonomy places the organism in Eukaryota, Metazoa, Arthropoda, Collembola, Entomobryomorpha, Isotomidae. Gene Ontology annotation, biological process: translation.